Molecule: messenger RNA, 462 nt
Organism: Bipolaris victoriae FI3
Lineage: Eukaryota; Fungi; Ascomycota; Dothideomycetes; Pleosporales; Pleosporaceae
Exons: 1
Coding region: 1-462 (153 amino acids)
Source: RefSeq, a predicted model, not a curated record
AUGAGCGUUGCACAAACUUUGGUUCGUCUGUCUCUGAGCCGUGCUAGAGGUGACAACACCGCCAAUUCUCCAACCUUGUAUGAACUUCUUAGUCAACUGGGCCAAGGGGAAUGUGCAGACGUCCGUGAUAGGAUCUACUCACUACUUGGGCUGUUCCCCGAAGGGCCGAGCCUACAGAUCGACUAUCUCAUUAGUACUCAUGCGCUUUUCUUCAACGUGCUACUAGCACUUGAACGCAAGAGAGGAUUCCGUGACUGCCUGGUCUUAAGGCGUUCUCUGAACCUCACCCACCAGGAUCUAGAGGACUACUGGGCCAGUCACAAGCGGCAGCACAGUAACUCUGAGGAUAUAGCGACCCACUUGGCGGAACUCAAGUCGAUCAAGGAAUGGAGCAGUCCACUAGCUCUAGAAAUCGACUUUACUCCCUUACAUGCCGAAAUAAGAUUCAGCGAUUAUAUUUAG